UCGGCACCCGAUAGUGUAAGGUCAGAGUCAGCCGCCGUUCGUCAGUCGAGAACGAACGGGGAUAUCGACAUCACAUCGCACUGACACUCAGCAAACGGGGCACUACUCUCAGCCGUGGACGACCGUUCGAGAUCCCAUCAGCAAGCGAGCGCAGACAAGCAGAGGACUCCGGCAGUGGCGGACUGCUUUUUUUGCCUAUUAUAAUUCAAUGGUUUUAUUUUUAUGUUCGGAUAUUCCAAUAAUAUCGCGACGCGUGGAGAAUAAAUAGCGGGCAACUUUAAAAAUAAAGUGGAAGUACGGUAAUAACAACAAACAAGCGGUGUGAUAUUAAUAGUGCGAAUGUUUUGAAACAUAAGAAGGUGGAUUUAUUUGGGCGAAAAGGAGGUGUGUUCUCUGGGCCAUAUUUUUAACAACGGCAACCGGCGAUUGAUUUAUUCGGUGCAUCGGUGGUUUUUUUUGCAUUUUGAAUCGCAGUGGAAAUUUAAGUGAGAGGAAGACAGUUUUUUUCCUUGGUGUAUUCAAAAGGAUACUAAUUAACGAAUGAAUAAACGAUCGAACGGACGAGAAGCAAAGUUCAAAGUCGAAACCAAAGAAAGUGAGAGCCUUUGCGUGUUGGAACCAGAACCGGAACCGAGGAAAGGAAGAUUCGUGAAAAAAAAAGUUGCUGAGUGUAGAUGGAAAUUUUGAUUCCCAGUAAUCGAAUACAAAACAACGGGAAAAGUGAGUCCUAUUGAAAUUCGAUUUCCAUAUAAAAGUGAAGAGUGCUCAGCAGAAAAAAAACGUGGAAAUAUUGAAUUAUCCUUUAACCUUCCUGCCAGGAAUGUUAUGUACUCGAUAGAGGUGCCCUCCAUUUCCCCAUUCACAACGUCGUCAUCAUCAUCAUCAUCAUCAUCGUCGUCAUCAUCGCCACCGUCGUCGUCGUCGUCGUCGUCGUCGUCGAUGUCGUCAGUGUCGUUGUUAUUGUUAGUGUGCCCAAUUUGAGUGGGUGGUGGAAAAUACCCACGCUUUUCACCUUGACUUGUCGGUGCGGUGCCGACGGCACUUGUGUUGCUGUAGCUGUGUCUGUGUGUGUGUUUCCUUUUACUUGAGUUCGCAACUAGAGAUUCCAGGAGCUCUCCUCCACGAAGCCUGUUUCUACGGUGGCGAAAAGAUUUAUCCCCACUGAUGAUACCGAUCGUGGACAUGGUGACACCGAGAUUUGAAGGUCCUUUCCCAUAAUCUGUGCAUAGGCUGACGAUUUUAUCCGGUGCGGAACAGGGGGAUUAGGAUUCAGGAUAGUUGCAUAACACCGAACAGCGCGCCGGACGGAGGCCUGCUGGCCGUCGGAAUAUCGGAAGGAAAACAAGACUAUCGUGUUCUAUUGUCGGUCGGUAUAGCAGCAGGAAGCAGAGACGGAGGAACUUGACUUCUCUUUGAACGUAGGACGAGCUACGACGGAGCGGAGCUUUUUCUUUUCGAGCUCGCCAAAAUAAAAAGGAAUUAGUAGACAGGAAAGCGGUACCGUGUUGUAACAUACUGAAACCGUGUGUGUGUGUGUGUGUCUGUGAGUUUAAGGGUGCGGAAGCACCUUUUUCUUCCAAAGAGCAAAGAGUGUCGUAAACAAGCCCGCAAAGGGCGAAGAAAUCACAGAGGACUGCAAGAAAAAAAAAGUGCUAUUUAUUACCGGAUAUCUUCCGACCGUUUGGAUUGCAAAACGGAGUGUGCAGUGUGUGACAUUUUUGGCUUCAUUUUUGCGCUUUAUCCGCAUUUGCUGGAGUGCCGGUGCGGUGGUGAUCUACUGAAAACCCCAAAACAGUCAGCCCAAAACAAGCCGGUAAAACUGGAGGACGUAAAUUAGCAAAUUGGUUAACACGCGGCAGCAGUUAAGCGGAGAAAAUGGGCAGAAAAAAGAUACAGAUCUCACGGAUAACGGACGAGCGGAACCGACAGGUGACGUUCAACAAGCGAAAGUUCGGUGUAAUGAAGAAAGCGUACGAGCUGUCGGUGCUGUGUGACUGCGAAAUCGCCUUAAUUAUCUUCAGCAGCAGUAACAAACUGUACCAGUAUGCCAGCACCGACAUGGACAAGGUCCUACUGAAGUACACCGAGUACAACGAGCCGCACGAGUCACUGACGAACAAGAACAUAAUCGAGUUACAGGUAAACGCGCAGAAGGAGAACAAAAAUGGCACCAUGUCACCGGACUCGCCGGAACCGGACGACAACUAUACGCUGACGCCGCGCACCGAAGCCAAGUACAACAAAAUCGACGAGGACUUUCAGAUCAUGAUGCAGCGCAAUCAGCAGCAGUCGGUCAGCGGACGGCUCAACAUGGGCGGCAACAGUUACUCGUUGCCGGUGUCGGUGCCGGUGAUCGGAACGUACAAUGAUUCCAGCAUGCUGCAGAGCAGUCCCCAGAUGCCACACAAUAGUAUUAGUCCGCGGCCUUCCAGUUCGGAGACGGAUUCAGUGUACCCCUCCGGUGGACUGCUGGAAAUGUCUAACGGAUACCCACACUCGGCGUCGCCCCUCGGAGGAUCUCCUAGUCCCGGGCCCAGUCCAGGUAUUGGCACGCAUCAGCAUAACAAUAGUAACCAUAACCAUAACAAAAUGCAACAUCAAUCGAUGAAACAAGGUUCACCGGGAAGUUCCAGCGCGCGGUCAUCCAAUCUUCGGGUGGUAAUACCGACGCCGAUGAAUCCGACCAUCAACGCCGAUGAUAUUUCUUACGUGGAGCAACAUUCGCGGCAACAAAGCAACUUGAAUACACCGGUGGUGGCACUGCAGACACCGAUUCCCGGUCUGUCCAGCUACACGACAACGCUCGGUUCGUUCGGUGCCCAGGACUUCUCGAUCAAUUCCGACUUGAGCAUGAUCGCAUCGUGGGGCGCCGCGGCAGCCAACAAUGCUAACAAUUCACUCGGGCAGCACUCCAGAAUCUUUUUCAGUAGUGGUCUGCCCCAUCUAGCCGUGUCGAACAGUACUCCCCCGCCGUCCACUUCGCCGCUGUCGGUGAAAAUUAAGGCGGAACCGAUAUCGCCUCCCCGGGAGCAUCACUCGUCGUCCCACCAUCAUCACAGCAAUCUGAGCGGUGCCGGUGGAGGUGGUGGUGGAGGGAACAGCGGCGGCGGAGGAAGCGGAACCAGCGGCAUCCACGGACAGAACAGCAACCAUCAGCUCACGGUAACGUCGAUGGCCUCGGUGGGCCACAGUAACUCGUCGGCGUCGCUCGGUAGCAGUUUGAACCAUUCGCACCUGAUACAUUCGAGGCCUUCGUCGACGGGGCACCUCACACCGACGCCAGGUUCCCCUCUGUUUGCAGGUUCCGUCACACCCACCAACGCACCGUCGCCGGUCGACAUCCGGCACAUCUCCGUCGGCGGUGGUCACCUGCCCGACUAUGACUCGCCGGUGUCCUCGAACGCCCAUAAAAGACCAAGAAUAUCGGAGGGAUGGGCCACAUAGCCCUCGAAGGGUGGUGGCAGUGUCCAGCAGCAACAACAACAACAACAACAGCAGCAGCAACAACAACAACAACAACAACAACAGCAGCAACAACAGCAACAGUGUUUCCUCGACGACAACUCGAACCCGAUCCAGCUGACCAAUGACA
Messenger RNA from Malaya genurostris, 3592 nucleotides. It is a transcript of the gene Mef2, whose product is annotated as myocyte-specific enhancer factor 2. NCBI's taxonomy places the organism in Eukaryota, Metazoa, Arthropoda, Insecta, Diptera, Culicidae. Gene Ontology annotation, molecular function: histone deacetylase binding; RNA polymerase II cis-regulatory region sequence-specific DNA binding; DNA-binding transcription factor activity, RNA polymerase II-specific. Bases 1876 to 3444 code for a protein of 522 amino acids. The transcript has 9 exons. Gene Ontology annotation, biological process: cell differentiation; positive regulation of transcription by RNA polymerase II. The record is from RefSeq and is a predicted model, not a curated record.